AUGAUGUAUACUCUAACCCCUUAGUAAGCCUAGAUUUCUAUAAAAAUUGACAAGCCUAGCUAUUAUCCUGGGGAGAUUAUAAAGGGAGUGGUGUAUAUGAAAAUCAAAACGAAGGAUAUUUAAGCUGGUCUUUUGUAUUUAAAACUCUGCGGACAAGAGAAAGUCAAUUAAUUAGACUCUUAUAACUAAUUCUUUAGCUAUAAAUAGUUCAUAUAUAAAAAGCAGAAAAAAAUAGCAGACUUUGGAAUAAAAAUGCCAAUUAUAGCUUGCAAAAAAUAUUUUGAAUUAGAAGUUCCCUCAUUAUACCCUAGUUUCACAGUUAAUUAUUACAAACUGGUACAGUGUAGAAUUCUUUAUUUUCUCUCUGUGAGUAUAUAAAGCGAAGAUGAAAAAAAUUUAUAUAAAGUACCCAAAAAACAUAGAGUAGUAGUUCAUAUAUUGUAAAAAUUGCCAAUUUAAAAUGUUAUUCCUAUUGAAUAUUCAGAAGUUUCAAAAAAUGACAAAAGGUGUUGCUUUUCAACAGGGAAUACAAAAGUCAAAAUUUAAUUAAACAAAGCAUAAUAUGUAUUUGGAGACAGCAUCUAAUUAAAUAUUUCAGUUGAUAAUAGUUAAUCAAAUGUUGCUGUUUAGAAAUUUGAAUUGAAAAUUUCUUCUUAAUUAGUAGUUUUAUAUAGACAAUAAAAAAGAAAGUUAUCAAAUUAUUUUGAUAUCUAUUUAUAAGAAUUAAAUGAAUAAAUUUAGGCACAUUCCUAAAAAUAGAUUGCCACUAAAAUACAUCUACCAACAGGGAAACCAGAUAAUUAUACGUCUAUUUUCCCUUAAAGUACAAUUAAAACGAAAAGGGUAAGUUAUUAAUAUAUUCUUACUGUGAAUGUAAUUUUUUCAAGGUAGUUAUUUUUCAAAGUGGAGAAUCUUGUUGCCUCUAUCCCUUUAAUUUUGAUUUAGCAUCAAAAGAGAGAAAAGAACAAUAUUAUUCAAUCGAUGGAUAAUUUAAGUAUGCUUGGAUCAAUACUUGAAACGAAUUAAAAAUUAAAUACUAGUUAAUUAAAAAAAUUUAUUUAUGGAGAUCACAACUCUGCUGGUUAUGGUGAACAGGAUGGUUAUGUAGGACCUGAAAGAAAAUAUAACCCAAUAGAAAGUCUGGAUGAAUUUGCAUUGAAGGACACAAAGGGAGCAUUGGAAUAAUUGAUGUUUAAGAAAUAAUAUGAGGAAGAUAGUGACAUUGAUGAAGAAUUUGAAAACGAGAUUGAUGGUAUAAGUAUGAAUGAUAUCAGUAUCAAUCAAAUAUAAUCAUCUCAAGACUAAUAAUAAAAAUAGAGGACAAUUUUUAAUUAAAAACAGUAAAAUGAAUUCAAUUGUCCUAACUCUGAAGAAUUUAAAUAAGUAGAGGGUAUAUAGGAGCAUUUGCAAACAAUAAAAGAGGAGUAAGAAAGUAAAGGAACUUAAUAUAAUCUUAACAAUAUCUAACCUUCAUUUUAAGUCUAAAAGAAUCCCUAAAAAGCUUAGAAAGAUUCUCAUCAAAUUUAAACAUUUGGAUCAGUAAAUUCAGGAUUAGAUAAUUAUAAUUAUGAAGAUGUGAAAAGUCCAAAUGAGCAAACAAAUCCUAGAAAAAGUACAAUUUUGAAAAAAAAUAAAAAUACUGAAUAAAAUGAUUAAAGAGAACAAAAAUAGUUGAAAGUUUAGUUUGUUGAUAUUACUUCAGUGGAUACUCUUGAUGGAAAAAAUGGAGACAAAAUGACUACAUAAAAAUAAAAAAGAUGA
Paramecium tetraurelia is the source of this 1761-nucleotide messenger RNA. RefSeq lists its product as uncharacterized. Gene Ontology annotation, biological process: protein transport. NCBI's taxonomy places the organism in Eukaryota, Ciliophora, Oligohymenophorea, Peniculida, Parameciidae. Gene Ontology annotation, cellular component: cytoplasm. The record is from RefSeq and is a predicted model, not a curated record. The transcript has 5 exons.